AUGGUUAAGUUCCCUGUUGCUCUUUCCGGCCUUUUGGCUCUUUUCCAUUCUACUCUGUACUCCAGAACUGUCCUGGCGGAUGAUCAGGACGUUAAUUCACUUUCCUCCUUCGAGUCCAAAUGUUCUUCCUUCAGCCUGCAAGGCGUCUCCGGUGCAAGCGUAACAAAGACCAAGUACUACGCUAACGGCACGACGGUGAAGCUGUCGAGCAGCAUGUCGAGUAUCGAUACGGACGAUCUCCCGGACUUUUGUCGCAUUGAACUCACCAUCACGACCAAUUCGACGGCAAACUCCUCAUGUAAUACAGAGGUUUGGUUACCCAGUACAUGGAACGGGAGGUUCCUGACUGUAGGCAAUGGCGGGUUUGCUGGGGGCGUCAACGUGGGGGACUUGGGUUAUGUCGCUGUCAACCAAAGUUAUCAAGGCCAUACAUCGUCAAUCACCAGUGCUGCGUGGGCUGGACCGCAUGAUGAUAAUGCUAUCGUUGAUUGGGGCUGGCGAGCUAUGCACUUCAGUGUUGUCGUCGGUAAGGAAGUCGUGAAGCAGUAUUAUGGGUCCGCACACAAGAAGGCGUACUACAUUGGUUGCUCUCAAGGCGGACGUUCCGGGUUCAAGGAAAUGCAAUCAUUCCCCGACGACUUUGACGGCCUGGUCAUUGGGUCUCCAGCGGCUUGGCAUUCUCAUCUGAGGAUGUGGGCCGGACACCUCAAUAAUCUCGUACAGCCAAACACGUCCGAUCGUUACAUCGAGCCAGCCGUGUGGGAUGACGUUAUUCACAAGGAGGUUCUGAAACAGUGUGACGCUAUUGACGGGCUGUCGGAUGGCAUUAUCAACGAUCCUAGGCUUUGCAACCUCAACACAUCUGCGCUCCUUUGCCAAUCCGGCCAGAACGCGUCAACCUGUCUCAGCAGCACUCAGGUUGAGACUUUCGAGAAAAUCUACUCUGACUACAUCGUGAAUGGAGAUUGGGUUUUCGGUUCGUGGUACCCGGGCGGGGAGCUCGGAUACUCAACAAGCUACGUGGAGAAACCGUCUGUGGUGUCUCAGAGUUGGUUCCGCUACAUGCUUUUGAACGACACCACAUGGCCACUCGGCGAUUAUAACUCGUCUCUGAUUGCUGUCGGUGACGCCAUCGAUCCUGGACAGUCGGACGCCAUCGAUGCUAACCUCACUACAUUCGCUGGAUCCGCGCAUAAUGGAAAGCUGCUCCACUACGUCGGAUGGGCAGACCAGAUCAUCAGCCCUGGUGCAAGCAUUCACUACUACGACAGCGUCAAGAACUACACGCAGGACAAUAUGCAAGUAAACAUCGACGACUUCUAUCGGCUGUUCAUGGUCCCUGGGAUGGAGCACUGCUAUGGAGGCGACGGUGCAAACGCGUUCGGUUCUGUGCAACAAGCCGACAGUAACAUGCCACCGCUGAAUCACGAGCCCGAGUACGACGUGCUGGCUGCUAUGGUCCAAUGGGUCGAGGAGGGUAUAGCGCCUUCGUCCCUGAAUGCCGUGCACUAUAAGGACAACGACGUAAAGAAUGGUAUCGACGCCAUCCGUCCUCUAUGUCAAUACCCCGAAUCCCUCUACUAUACUGGCAGUGAUCAGAUGGAUCCUGGAUCGUAUACUUGCAAGGUGGCGAACUGA
Fomitopsis serialis is the source of this 1638-nucleotide messenger RNA. RefSeq names its product feruloyl esterase-like protein. The transcript has 14 exons. NCBI's taxonomy places the organism in Eukaryota, Fungi, Basidiomycota, Agaricomycetes, Polyporales, Fomitopsidaceae. The coding region runs from base 1 to 1638 and encodes 545 amino acids. The record is from RefSeq and is a predicted model, not a curated record.